Messenger RNA from Carassius auratus (goldfish), 1480 nucleotides. RefSeq names its product small ubiquitin like modifier 3a (gene sumo3a). The transcript is spliced from 4 exons. Bases 136 to 420 code for a protein of 94 amino acids. Gene Ontology annotation, molecular function: protein binding. The record is from RefSeq and is a predicted model, not a curated record. Lineage: Eukaryota; Metazoa; Chordata; Actinopteri; Cypriniformes; Cyprinidae.
AACCAACCAAUCGUUGACAAAGUAGGUAAAGGAAAGCGCGUUCCCGUCGGCAGCAGUGUUGCUCUACUACAGUGUGGAGAGCGCAUCUUGUGUUCAGCUUAUUUCUAUAAUACAGACCAACAGACACCUGCAAAAAUGUCCGAAGACAAGCCUAAGGAGGGAGUGAAAACCGAGAACGACCACAUCAAUCUGAAAGUGGCGGGGCAGGAUGGCUCGGUGGUCCAGUUCAAAAUUAAAAGGCACACGCCACUCAGCAAAUUAAUGAAAGCGUACUGUGAGAGACAGGGUUUGUCGAUAAGACAGAUUAGAUUUAGAUUUGACGGGCAACCAAUUAAUGAGACAGACACACCGGCGCAGUUGGAGAUGGAGGACGAGGACACGAUUGACGUAUUUCAACAGCAAACUGGCGGCUCCUGCUAAAACUCCACACCACCUGGACCCCACACUUAUCUAUUUUAUUCCUCAUGGUGUUUCAUUCUGAUGCUUUCACAUCGUUUCCCCUUCUCUUUCUCUCUUUGUCUCUCUUCUGUCAUCUCUAGCUUUCCUAGAGUGGCCAUCGCAAGUGUGUUUCCAGUAAUAUUUAUAUGCGCAAUGGUUAGACAGCUACUGUGGAGGGGGAACGUACUCUAGAAGGCUGCCAGAGGGCGUAGUUGUUCAGAAUAUCCACACCAGCCACCAAGCAGGGUUUUAUGUUGCUCCGAACACUGAUUUACUCAACAAGCCCGGGAACCAUUCACCCUCUCCAUAGUAUAUCCACCCAAUAAAAAGUGAGGAAGCAUAGUUUUUUUUUUUUUCCCUUCUUUUCCACCUUUCAGUUCUUAAGCGCUUUAAGUACGCCUGUUUCAAUUCUGAUUCUAUUUGCCUGUAUGUGUUGUAGAAAUAUGUUCAACCAGUGUUGUAUUCAUCUGCCUUUUAUUGGGGCCGCUUCUCGUACGAGCUCACUGUAGGGACGGGAUCUGUAAACGAGCGAUUAAAAAUGAAGAGACUGAUUACAUGAUGCAAAUUACAGUGAGCCUUUCUGGACCAAACCCCAAAGAUGGUACUCGAUUAGCAAAUAGUGGCAGGAUUACACCAACUUGUUCUGUGUUUAUACUUUUAAAUAUUUGUCGAAAUAUAUCCAUUUACCAAUCCUAUUUCCUCUUGAGUGCUGGUUGAGGAAACCGGAAUGAACUAAAAGACCAAUACAUCUUUUUCCUGUUCAUUUCCCCUUUUUUUUAAAUCCCAGAACAAUGACCAGGUCUUGAAGCAAGACAAAAGGGAAUCCUUUCAGGCUUUGUUGAGGCGAGGUAUCAGUCAUCGCUCACAAGGACUGGUCUGAUUUCUUCUAACAUCUCUUGCCCUCUCACUGUAAUUCAUAUGACAGAAAGGGAGAGAGAAUUUGACUCAAAGAUUCUCGGAUGUUGGCUUUCUUCUGUACUGAUAUGUACAUUGUUUGUUGUCCUUUACUACUGUAAACAAUAAAUAUAGUUUGGUACUCAAA